Molecule: messenger RNA, 1458 nt
Organism: Chlamydomonas reinhardtii
Lineage: Eukaryota; Viridiplantae; Chlorophyta; Chlorophyceae; Chlamydomonadales; Chlamydomonadaceae
Exons: 1
Coding region: 29-376 (115 amino acids)
Source: RefSeq, a predicted model, not a curated record
CAUACUUACAAACGGCAUUGGAUGCCGCAUGGCUUAUAACUUCUGUAAUAUUCGCUCAGGGCCGCGACGCCAACUCUGCGACGAGCAUGCGUCACGCGGCUUGGUCGAGCGCGGCCUGCGGCCCUGCGCCGUGGCAGCGGCGACGGCGGUGGUGGUAAAGGGCCUGGCCCCAGUGCCCCACCAGCAGCAGCAGCAGCAGCAGCGGCGGCAGCAGCAGCGGCAGCGGCGGCAGCAGCAGCAGCGGCAGCAUCAAGAGCAGCAGCGGCACAGGGCCCAGGGCUUGCAUCUUCCAGGGGGCCGCAGGCGAGACGGGCCCUACGGCAAUCACGUUCUCUCUCACGGCAUCCGGGGAGAGGGUCGACACCGUGCGCGCUAAAUGCAGCAAGCAAGCAAGUUCUCGCCCGAGGGUCUACAUUGGGGCCCGCGCCUUGCCGCUCCCCGACGAUGCAAGCCCUGACAGGCAGCGGCCCUGGGCCCAGCAGUUGCGGCGUGCAUGUGCGUAGCGGAGGGGGCGAGCAAGGCCACGUGGAGGAGGACAGCGCGGCGUCACCCAACAAAAAUGCGGCGCCGGCACGCAGGUUGAGGUCGGCCGGUGUCUGGUUAGCGGUCUUUGCUGGCAAGCAUACGGUAGCACAGCACAGUCUGUGGUAGGCCGCAGCAGUGAAGAGUGUUGUUGCUAGAGGAUUUCCUGCUAUUUGGUUUAUUGCUGGCUGCGCUUGUGCUGGACAGCGGGACGUGGCUGGACGCGUGGCGGGCCGUGCCUGUACGAACCGACCCCGGCUAUAGAAGAAAGGGGGGGCAGGUAGAGAUGACGGGUGUACACUGAUUGCAAUGAAUGUAGAUGAGGUAGACGCUUGCGGCCUCAGACUGAGGUGAAGUAGUUUCGAAACCUUCGGCCUCGGACAUUGCACCGACGUGGCAUCGCGGCACAGGCGUGGCGUGGCGGACCUUUCCGCGGAAAGGUCCGCCACGCCACGCGAGUAAAAGACAUCGGAUGGUGCUCGGGCGGGGGUGGCGACUCAUGAGCUCCUUGGGGUUGCGUGUGGCUCAAAUGCCUGUCUGGCGUGGUGGUCUGGGGCGGCAGCGAGCAGGCGGGCGUUGCUUGCCCUGCUGCAGACAUGAACACCACACUGCUGCAUGCAAUUGGUAGGCAGUCGCCUCGGACGGUCGGGGGUGGCUGCAGACUGGCACGGGCCUACCUAUGUGCGUGGGACAUGGUGUCUGCCAUACAGAGCUCUUAAGGCGUGGAGCUGGGGAUGCGUGUGUGGUUGACGUUGGCUGUUCGUGCCCAGCAUGCGUCUGAUUUGACUAAGCAUUGCUGCGCGUGGCGCUGUGGGCCGAGCGGACAGAUGGCUGGUGACGCCUGGUGCAUGUCUGUGUUUACAAGGUGGUGCGCACGAUCUGCAGUGCAGUCCUGCCCUUGUAGCGACCGGAGGGGUCUUGUAACGCCACAAACAU